Oxyura jamaicensis (ruddy duck) is the source of this 3793-nucleotide messenger RNA. RefSeq names its product solute carrier family 16 member 12 (gene SLC16A12). Gene Ontology annotation, molecular function: monocarboxylic acid transmembrane transporter activity. NCBI's taxonomy places the organism in Eukaryota, Metazoa, Chordata, Aves, Anseriformes, Anatidae. Gene Ontology annotation, biological process: transmembrane transport; monocarboxylic acid transport. The record is from RefSeq and is a predicted model, not a curated record. The coding region runs from base 547 to 2091 and encodes 514 amino acids. The transcript has 7 exons.
UGCUGAAAGGCAGGACUCGGGCAGUCCUUGUCAGGCAGCAGUGUUUGGGAGGGAAGGAAAAGGUCCUUUUUUAUCUUGGUUCUCAUGGAAAGUGUCACUGGACGUUUCAUGUCCCUUAUGAGCAAAGACCUGUUGUUUUCCAGAUCACGUCUGAAAGCCCACGGGGUAUUCGGCAGGCCACUUAGUUUAUCUCCCUUGGAUAAACAAAAAAGCUGGUGGAAUUUGAAACUCGUUCCAAGAGUCUAGGGUCCAAAGCCUGCUGAAAUCCGUGCAAGUCCUGCCCCCGGCCUGGCGUUUUGAGCUGGCUUGAAGCAUUUCACAGAGCAGCACGCGGCGGCAGCACGGCUCCCAGUGCUGUGGGGGGGACUGGAGGCCACCUGCGUGCACAAGUCGUGGUGCUAAGUCCAGUCUGAGCGUUGCCUGGUUUAAAAAUACCUCCUCAAGUGGCAGGGAGCACCGAACCACAAACCCCAGUGCCAGCUUCGCCUCGAUGGGGAAGAAAGAAAGGAAAGGAGGGGGGUGGAAAUAAGAGAUGGCGAGCAGCCCAUGGGCCGCGCUGCCCGAGCGAGCAGCGGUGUCAGGAGGCAGCCCCUGGCCCUGAGGCGGGGAAGAGGAGCGUCGCCGCACCGCGCCAUGGCCCCGCGCAGCAGCCCACCUGAUGGCGGCUGGGGCUGGAUGAUCGUUGCCGGCUGCUUCCUGGUCACCAUCUGUACCAGGGCCGUGACGAGGUGCAUCUCAAUUUUUUUUGUGGAGUUCCAGGCAUAUUUUGGGCAGGAUUAUGCCAGAACAGCUUGGAUCCACUCCAUUGUCGACUGUGCCACGAUGCUCUGUGCCCCGCUUGGGAGUUUAAUCAGUAAUCAUGUAUCCUGCCAAGUUGGUAUCAUGCUAGGAGGGCUGCUUGCAUCUACUGGACUAAUUUUGAGCUCCUUCGCCGCCAGCCUGGAACAUCUCUACUUAUCUUUAGGAGUCCUUACAGGACUUGGGUUUGCACUCUGUUAUUCUCCAGCUAUUGCGAUGGUGGGCAAAUAUUUCAACAAGAGGAAAGCGUUGGCUUAUGGAAUAGCCAUGUCUGGAAGCGGAAUUGGUACCUUCAUCCUGGCCCCCGUGGUCCAACUCCUAAUUGAGCAGUUUUCCUGGCGUGGGGCAUUACUCAUCCUGGGAGGUUUUGUCCUAAACCUCUGUGUCUGUGGUGCCUUGAUGCGGCCCAUCGCCCUUAAGGAGGACCGUAAAACUGCUCCAGGGCUUCUUGAACAGGAGUAUGUCCCUGAAGCACAGAAACAAGACUUAAAGCGAAUGUCCAUCUGUUCACCUUUAAUCAAAGCAUGGUCACAUGAGUGUUUAUGCUACUGUUCAUGGAAGGAAUAUGACUUUUUGCUGAUGCCAGGCUUCAUGGUGCUGGCAGUGUCAGUUUUAUUUAUGGCGUAUGGCUGCAGCCCUCUCUUUGUCUACUUAGUGCCUUAUGCCUUGAGCGUUGGAGUGAGCCAUCACCAGGCUGCCUUCCUCAUGUCCAUACUUGGUGUCAUUGACAUCAUUGGUAACAUCACCUUUGGAUGGCUAACAGACAGAAGGUGUCUGAAGAAGUACCGGCACUUUUGCUACCUCUUUGCUGUGGGAAUGGAUGGCCUCUGCUGCCUUUUCUUGCCAGUUCUCCAGACCUUCCCCUUGCUUGUGCCUUUCUCAUUUACCUUUGGCUACUUUGAUGGAGCCUAUGUAACGCUGAUCCCUGUUGUGACGGCAGAUGUAGUGGGAACUUCUUCCUUAUCAUCAGCACUGGGUGUUGUGUAUUUUCUGCAUGCCAUACCAUAUCUAGUGAGCCCGCCUGUUGCAGGUUGGCUUGUGGAUACAACGGGCAGUUACACCGCGUCAUUCCUCCUGUGUGGAUUUUCUAUGAUAUUUAGUUCAACGUUACUGUGUUUUGCAAGACUGGCAAAGAAAAUCAAAAGAACGCAUUUAAGGUCACUCACCAAUGACACCCACAGCAAACAUCACAUCUGGACAAACGGAGCAAUAGCUUACUCUGUCACCGGAGAAUUAGACCAAAAGGAUGCUGAAUUUUUGGCUGUGGAUACAAGCAGCUAUAGCAACAGAUGACAAGCACUGUCAAGAUUCAGCGCUGUGCAGCCGUGACUGAGACAGAGGGGGCUGCAUUGUGUUGCACUGUUGAAGAUGCUACUUCUGUGAAACAAGGCAUCUCCCUUAGGUUUUUAUGUCAGGUUUUGGUAGGCUGAAAUCUACACACCAAAUAGAAAGUCAAUGCAGUAAUAGAACAAAGCUAGACUGAAAGUAAAGAGAGUUGGUAGAUACAAGUGUCGACAGAUUUAUUUCUAAGGAAAUAUGUUGACUCCAAAGGUAAUCUAAAAAAGGUAAUUGGUUAUAAUAAAAAGAAAAAUACAAAGUAAUCAGUCACCAAAGCUGAACAACAAUGUUUAAAUUAUUUCAAAAAUAGUAUUAAUGACUUUUUUUGGUGUUCCAGUGAAUUGUUUCAAUGGAGUAACACAUGCCACUGAGAAACUUCUCCAUUUAUCAGUCUUCAUUAAACUCUUUGUCAAUAACUCUUUCAAAUGCCAAAGCUAUUUGUAAUAAAAUCUGUCAGGAAGCUGUGAUUAAUGCUGAAAGUAUCUCUGAAGCAGCUUUAAUUUUUACAGUGUGCCUGAAUCUUGUACAUACAUUGCAACUUCAUUUCAGAUGCGGUUUUAGAGCUACUUUCCUUGUCCCCCUACAGCAAAAUUUUGAGGUGGCUGCUGUUUUUUUUUUUUUUUUUUUUUUUUUUUUUCUUUCUCCUGGAAACCUCUAAAGGAUGAAUUUCUAAACAUUGACAUUCCAGGUAUGAUCUUCCAGCUGAUCUUUUUUGGGUGGGUGGAAGAGUUGCUGUGGCUGCUCAGGAGAGCAGGAGACUGUACCAGGAGACUAGGUGUGCUCGCAGACAAACCUGCUCUAGCUUCAGUAGUUGGAAGAAGUCCAAAGGCAGCCCCAGAGACUGGGAGGAGAGGCUCAUGUUUUUUUCCAAAUGCAGAGUCUCUUCCUCCUGUAAAAUCACUAGUUGUUGAAAAAAAAUAAUUUUUGCAAGCAGAUGACUGAGAAACUCCCACCCCAGAUGCUAUUACUAAAGAAGAUCUUGGCUGACAAGUUGCUCCUCCUGCAUAUUGCAAUGGCAAGCCUGUCCCUUUUUGGAUCCAGGAGACAUAUCUUCAGGUGGUGCAAAUUACUCAUUUAUACCAACUGGAGAGCUGAUCAGGUCACUUGUCAUGGCUGGCCAGACAGCAACAGCUGUGAUUUGCUGAUGAUUUCCUGCUACUUGUGCUAGGAUGUACUACAGCUGGCUGAUUCGUGGGACCUAGAGACUGAAUGUGGCCCAUGGGGGUAAAUUACUGAUGUGAUGGUUUAUUGAAUAAUGGGAUGCUUCUACAUUUCCAAAGUGGAACUGUUAGAGAUGGAGGAACUUCACAUUCUGAAGUGCAAAUCUUUUCUGUUUGAUGCUGUAUAAAACUGUAUUCUGUUCACUAGCAAAUUGAUCAGAGUCCAGAGUUUUAUUGAUGCUAUGCUAGUAAUUCUGUUAAUCACUUGCAGUAUAUUUGGUGUUUGCUAUUGGCAUCCUGUUCCAUUCUGUGCCUCAGAAGGGAAAGCAACAUAGGCUGCUGUUCACAAAUUUGAUUUAGAUCAGGAGUACACCCAUGGGGUUAUAAUGUAUUUUUUUUAUAUAUAUGAAUAGUAUGUGUAUCAUUUUCUUCUAUUUCUCAUGCAUAUUUCAAAUAUAAAUAUUUCAAAUAUAGCAUAUUAAAAUUGUUUGACUUCA